This is a messenger RNA of Recurvomyces mirabilis, 2601 nucleotides long. RefSeq lists its product as uncharacterized. Lineage: Eukaryota; Fungi; Ascomycota; Dothideomycetes; Mycosphaerellales; Teratosphaeriaceae. The transcript is spliced from 2 exons. The coding region runs from base 1 to 2601 and encodes 866 amino acids. The record is from RefSeq and is a predicted model, not a curated record.
AUGGCGCCCAAAGCGAAGAAGGACGCGAACCCGAUACGCCGCUCGCCACGGAAGGCAUUGCCAAGUGCUAUGAAGGGGGAUGCUGAUGAUACUCCCGAGGAGAGCGUUCCGCCUGCAAAGGCCGUGAAGAAGACACCCGCCAAGAAACCGAACAAGAGCGCAACAGCAAAGAAGGCCACCAGCCCAACCAAAGAGGACGUUACGACUACAAGGUCAGCCAGAUCGAGUCCUGCUAAAUCACCAGCACUUGCAAAGCGCGCUACGAAGAGUUCAGCGAGCAAGACUACCCGCGCAACCAAAUCGCCUUCGCCAUCAAAGGUGGUCAACGCAUUUGCCAGGACGCCUAGUCCACGCAAAGCUGCAGGUACCAAGACGAAAUCCACUACAACACGAAAGCGUGCAGUCACCGACGCAGCUUAUAUCGAGCAUGGUGACGAGGAUCAGGAUGAGCCAGCGCUCAAGGCAAGAAGGAUUCAGCGUAUUGCGACUGAUCCAGCUUAUGUCCAGCACGAGGAUGAAGAUGAUAUGCUGGCACCCAAGACGAAAGGACGGUCCAAGAAGACUGUCGACAUCGCCGAGACUAUUGCGACAGACGAAGCUCACUCGAAGCCUCGUGGUCGUGGUCGUCCGAAGAAGACUGAUGCUUUCGAGGCCACAGCUCCUGAGCACGAUGAUAACGACGAUGUCAUGGAGUCCAUCGAAGCUCCUGCUCUGCCGAGACCGAGGAGCAGAAGCAAGAGCCAGAGCCCAGCUCGCGCACGGUCCGCAAGUCCAGCCAAGAGCCUGGCAAGGGCUCGAUCAAAGAGUCCUGCGAAACGCGGCAUUCCUGCCUUACAAGCACGCUCCCGCUCAGCUAGUCCAGCCAAGAGUUUGAGACAAGCUCGAGCACAAAGUCCAGUUAAAAGUGGGAAUGUCGCCUCAAGACCAACCUCUCGCAGUCGCUCGGCAAGUCCAGCAAAGCUGAGUCGGAACCCGAUACUCCACCAGGAAUUUUUCGAAUCUCUCGAUCAUGACCAGGACGAAGAAGGCACUGAUCAAAGUGCUCCAUACCUUGAUGAGCAUGACUUUGGCUCGCGCAAUCAUGCGAGUUCAGCCAGUCCUACAAAGUCUCGUGGCAGUGGUACCGAAGGCAGCAUAUCCGGCCGUGCGAGCUCGCCACGCAAGGGAUCAGCGGCUUCAAAUGCCAGUGGCGGUAAAGGAAGCCUUUCAGCUCGCGGUGGCUCAUUACGCAAGAGUUCAGCGACCUCAAAUGCCAGUAUCGCAAGAGGAAGCGUCUCCAGGAGCGCGGGCUCUUCACGCAAAGGCUCUGCAGCUUCACAGUCGGGCAGUGCUAAAGGCCAAUCAUUGACAAAGAAGUCCAGGAUCAUUCAGCUCAAAUCAGCUGUUGGCCUGGGCAUCACUUCGCUCUUCGGUGAUGGUGGGCCUGGCAGCGCUGGUCCUGGUCGUCGUAGUCCGGAGAAGAGCCCAGCAAGCUCGAGACGCCACAGCGCAGGCUCAGUGGCCAGUAGUCGUAGAGGAUUGAAGUCCCCUACUGGGUCACCUUCCCGUAUUAGGAGCGUACCAAAUAGUAGUGCUGCUGAUCUCGAGCGUGCCAUGAGACUCAUCGCCACUAGCGAAGAGCAAAGGACGAAAGACAACAUUGGCGAUGAUCACCUUGUCCAGUUGCCAGGUGGGAAGCGGAAGAGGUCAAUUUCACCUGCAAAUGGAGCUCAGAAGCCUAAAAAGGCCGCUCAGCUCGGUCGUGAGAAUGAGGAGUUUGACGAUGGUGAAGCAGCAGGCAAUGAUGCUCUGGCCGCGGAUGGCAUCGAUCUGGAGGAUACGGAUCGUGAUUUUGAGGAUUCGGAUUGGGACUGGGACGCCCGUGAUGCUAUUGGGAUGUCAGCUUGUAAGUUCACCACACCUGCUUCACUUUUUAUAUCCAAAGCUGCCCAGAAGGCAGCUGAGAUCAGAGUGAAGGGUAAAAUUAAGACCACACGGCGCUCAGACGAAGAGUAUGCCCGAGGAGAUAUCCUGCAGUUCAACAACCAAAAGUAUAUCCGGAAUAUAGACGGCAGUGGCUUCCUUCCGAAGAAGAACCCUUUCCAUGAGCUGAUGCCAGCACCUGAGGUGUGGCACAGGCGUAUGCCGAACGUCUUUCCAUUUGGCGAGACGCCGUUUAUGGAGAGGGAGAAGAGCAGACAGAUCAACGAGGAUCUUACGCGGAGUCACGAACUAGAACCAGUACAAGCCGAAUCAGCUCAACCUGAAGCAAGACCUGAUACUCUGACCAGGCGGGUAAGUUCUUACCUAGGCACCAUCUUCGGCAGUCGUGAUCCAACACCAUCUGCACCUACACCUGCUGCUCCUAGUGCAACGGAGAGACGCUUGCGUCCACUACCAGCACAACCGCCUUAUAGGUCUCCUUGGACAUUGGACCCUAUUUCAGAUGAGGAUCUGAGGCUGGAGCUUGCGAAGAUCAGGCGAGAGCGGAAGCAGAAGGACGAUAGGCAGUUGGCGGAGCAGCUUGGGACAAAGCGUAAGUCGUCAGAUGGUAGUGGAAGUGGACGUGGAUCGAAGAGAGAGAGUUAUACCAUGAGUGGUGGGCUCGGACCUCGUGGCUGA